AUGCCUCUUGCCCUCGCAAAAGCCGCCAGGCACCUGGCUACCCGUAAUGGGCGGCCACUUGCCACAAGAGCUAUGGCCACAGUCCACAAUACCCACAUCCGGGACGCCGGAGCCACCAUGCCUCCUGGGCACAAGGCAAAGGUGGGGUGUCUAGAGACAUUCAAACUGCCCGAUCGUGUCACCGGGUCAGCCAGUGACAAGGCGAUGGGUCAAGCACUUGUCAAGGCUUGGAAGCGCGACGGCAUCUUCCAGAUCGCCAUGAACAGUAGUCAACGGGAGAUCUACAAGUACGCGGAGCAAGCCAGCAAGAGGUUCUUCGGAAAGCCCCACAACGAGAAGGCAGCCUGCAUUGACUCGCAGAGCUACGCUGGAUACAUCGCCUCGGGAGAGGAGAUCACAGACGGCAUCGCGGACUAUUCAGAGAUCUUCACUGUCACAAAGGACCUCGACCUGGCAGAGCCAAGGGUCGCUAAGAAGUGGCCAUGCCAUGGACCCUGCCCUUGGCCUGACGCAGAAAUGCGAGACCCCAUGAAGUCUUACAUGAACUACCUCGGCGACUCUGGAGAGAAACUCCUUGCCUUGACAGAGUUGGGCCUAGGUGUUCCCAAGGGGGCUCUCCUGCAGUAUACGCAAGAUGGAUGGCACCACAUGAGGAUACUACGAUUCCCUCCCACCAACAAGACAAAUGGAAAAGGCAAGGCCGGCCGUGGCAUCGGCAGUCACACCGACUACGGUCUCCUGGUCAUUGCCGCUCAGGAUGAUGUCGGGGGACUCUUCAUCCGUCCCCCGUACCAGGGCGAAAGCUAUGCGAACUGGGAGAAGAGUGCGGCCGGUAUGAAGGAAGACGACGAGGGGUGGGUCUACGUGCCUCCCGUCGCUGACACCUUCACCGUAUUCCCAGGUGACAUGAUGCAAUACAUGACCGACUCUUUCCUACCCUCGACCCCUCACAAAGUCGGGCUCAACACAAGGGACCGCUUCGCCUUCGCCUACUUCCACGAGCCCAGCUUCCAGGCCGUGGUGAAGCCCCUCGAGGGCUACAACAACGGCCAGAAGCCUCAGGAGGGCAUCCACUACGGAACCCACUUCACCAACAUGUUCAUGCGGAACUACCCGGACCGCAUCACCACCCAGAGGCUGCAGGCUGAGGACCGCUAUAAGCUCCUCGGGCAGCCUGAGCUUCGGACCAUGACGAGCCAGGCGCUGGGACAGCAAGCGGCGGUGAAUGCCACUCAGAGACCAGCAGCCUUUCAGACAGCUUAA
Diaporthe citri is the source of this 1263-nucleotide messenger RNA. RefSeq lists its product as uncharacterized. The record is from RefSeq and is a predicted model, not a curated record. NCBI's taxonomy places the organism in Eukaryota, Fungi, Ascomycota, Sordariomycetes, Diaporthales, Diaporthaceae. Gene Ontology annotation, molecular function: dioxygenase activity. The coding region runs from base 1 to 1263 and encodes 420 amino acids. The transcript is spliced from 3 exons.